Messenger RNA from Micropterus dolomieu (smallmouth bass), 1302 nucleotides. Its product is annotated as gap junction Cx32.2 protein-like. Bases 55 to 807 code for a protein of 250 amino acids. Gene Ontology annotation, cellular component: connexin complex. Gene Ontology annotation, biological process: cell communication. Lineage: Eukaryota; Metazoa; Chordata; Actinopteri; Centrarchiformes; Centrarchidae. The transcript is spliced from 2 exons. The record is from RefSeq and is a predicted model, not a curated record.
UUGCAGUACAGAGACUGACUGAACAAGGCAGUGGUCAUUACAGAGGCUGUCAGAAUGGGGGAGUGGUCCUUUCUGUCUAACUUGUUAGACAAGGUGCAGUCCCACUCCACUGUAGUGGGGAAGGUUUGGAUGAGUGUGCUUUUCCUUUUCAGGAUCUUCAUCCUGGCUGCUGGCAUAGAUAAAAUAUGGGGAGAUGAACAAGGAAACAUGGUCUGUAACACCAACACCCCAGGCUGCAAGAACGCCUGCUACGACCGGUCCUUCCCCAUGUCUCACCCACGAUUCUGGGUCCUCCAGAUCCUCAUUGUCUCCACACCAACACUCAUCUAUCUGGGCCACGUCCUGCUGGUGAUACGCAGAGAAAACAAGCUGAGGAGACGCCUGGAGCAGAAAGUCGGUAAGAAUGGGAUGAUUAAAACUCCAACGUAUUCAGAUGAACAUGGCAAAGUUCAGCUCAAGGGCGUCUUGCUGGUCAGCUACAUGAUGCAGCUGCUGCUGAAGAUCCUGCUUGAAGUGGCAUUCAUCGUGGGCCAGUACUACCUCUAUGGCUUCAUUAUUAUGCCUAGUAAGAUUUCAUUUUCUACGUACCCCUGUCGGACACCAGUAGACUGCUUCAUAAGUCGUCCCACAGAGAAAACCAUCUUUAUUUUCUUCAUGUUGGCAAUGGCCGUCCUCUCUGUGAUUCUCAACAUCGUGGAGAUGUUCCAUCUGAUGAUCUCAAAGAUGAAGGAGAAGAAAAGGAGAAGCAGUGGCUCACUUCCCCCAAAGAUGUACUGUCUUGACGGGACCAAACCACAAUUCCACUGAGAGAUUUUCACAUUUUUGAAAGACUGAACAGAGACGAUCCUGUGUCUAUGAGGGAGCUUGUUUCUCACUCAGUCACAUCCAGCUUUAAAUGUCAAAGUGCUACAUGAAUCCUGUGUACCAACAGUUAUACACCAUAUAUUUAUGUUAGAAAAAUUUGCUGUGCUUAAGUAUUGUUGCAAGCUUGUCUUAAAAUUGAAAAGGAGAAGCGUACAAACAUAUAACAUUUUCGGUGAACUACAAUCUCAGUGAACGUAUAAAACAGGAACCGGUGCAUAGACAGAGCUGGGAAACAUCUAUGGGUGAGAGACAUGGUGUAAUGCAGAUAGCAGCUCCUGUAUGUAUCCGAGUGACAUGUGACACAGAUAAAGAUUUAAAAAACAAUGGGUGAACCAAAUGUUUAAAAGCAGACUGUCGAGCCUUUCUCGUCAGUCAAUUCUGUACUCACUGUGUGCAUGUAUUGACUCCUUGAUGCAAGUAAAACUUAAUUGAAAAAGA